Molecule: messenger RNA, 3217 nt
Organism: Haliotis rubra (blacklip abalone)
Lineage: Eukaryota; Metazoa; Mollusca; Gastropoda; Lepetellida; Haliotidae
Product: WD repeat and SOCS box-containing protein 1-like
Exons: 10
Coding region: 355-1587 (410 amino acids)
Biological process (GO): intracellular signal transduction
Molecular function (GO): protein binding
Source: RefSeq, a predicted model, not a curated record
UGACAGAAGGUGUGAGAGCGCUAGCCAAUCAGAAUCGCUGUACAUAGCAUUCUCUCGCUGACCCAGACUGAUGGUCGCUACGAGAUCGCGGUCUCGUGAGUUCGCUUGGAGUCGGCGGUGUGUCGAAUGUAGCGGUGUACACUGUCGUUGUGUUGUGCUAAUAUGAACAUUUCUGAUAAUUUAUAGAACUAUAAAUGACAAAACCAACCACCUGAACGGAGACAUCAGUCGCACGAGUAAAACCCGUGCGGAAGUUUUAUUUUGGCAAGAGCCCGAUACUGUCAACUCUUGAGACAACACGGAUUUGGCAUCGCUCUGUUUCUUUAGGAUACAAAAAUUGCGGGCCAUAGCUCAAUGAGACAAAUACUGUCCAACAGCUUUCGAUUUUCGGAGCCGGAUGAUAUAGCUCGUGCCCAAGUAGUUGAACAUUUGCAAUCAUCUUUGGGGAACCAGUCUCACCGCCAGGGCUACGAGACAUGGGCGUGUGCAUGGGCUCCCGACUACUCCUACUUUGCCUGGUCGUGUGGAAACCGGAUAGUUCAACUCCUACCCUGGAAUAGGUCCGCCAACUGCAUCCAAGAUGACCAGGAAUGCCACGAGACUCGACAAACUCUCACAAUCGACUGUGGGGAACUUGUGUGGUCAGUUGCGUUUGGGUCCGGGACUUCCAAGACUGACAACGCUCACGUGUGGACGAGGCUUAAACUUGACCACAACCUGAUCCUAGCCACUGGUCUGCAGAGUGGCCGGAUCAAGCUCUGGAACUGCGGAACAGAAUCUGAAUGGCACCUGCUGCUGGAGUUGCUGGACCACAAGGAUGUUGUCCGAGACAUGGACUUCGCCCCUGACGGCAGUCUCCACCUCGUGUCCGCGUCACGUGAUGGCACGCUCAAGCUGUGGGAUCUCAACAUGGACGGCAACAUGUACCGUACUCUCCGUCCUCAGUGCAAGUGGGUCUACAGUUGUAGCUGGUCACCCAAUAAGAAGUUCAUCGCCAGCAGCGGGAACUACAAAUGUGUUGUGUUGUGGGACGUGGAGGAUCCCUACGACAUGAAGGUGCUGCGCAAACUGGAGGGACACUACCAUGAUGUCGUCUGCUGUGAGUUCUCCCCCGACAGUGCCCUCCUCGCCACUGCGUCCUACGACACCCGGGUCAUUGUCUGGGACCCCUAUACUGGGGACUCGCUCCGAGAAUUCGGACAUUUGUUCCCUCCCCCGAGGCCGAUCUAUGCUGGCGGCGCCAAUGACCACUAUGUCCGAAGUGUCUCCCUAGCCGGUGAUGGCGGUCACAUCGCUUCUGUCUCAGAUGAUGGGUAUGUGAGAUUCUGGGACCUCCACACUCUGGGUGAUCCCCCCGUGAUCAGCGAGAACACCAACGCCCUCUGUUGUGCAUACAGUCCCGGUGGUGCCGUCCUUGCAGUGGGGACACGCAACGGCGAAGUUACGUUCUACAGAAGUGAUCGGGAGGUCACAAGUUUACUGCAUCUCACAAGAAUGAAAAUCAGGAAAAAUCUGCCCACACCCAAGAUAGACCAUCUCUCCAUCCCCAUCAAGUUGAAGGAGUUCCUCAAAUAUCACGAUGUGUAGGACUUUGCAUUGUGGGAAGACUAGUAUUCUGUGAGGAACCAUCAUGUUGCACCACAAGUCAUGUGACAAUAUCUUGGAGAUAUUUAAAUUAUGGAAUCACAUCUCGCUGGAUCAAGGAAUAUCUCACUCACUCAUUCAUAUCCUCAGUGACCAGGACGUUGACUUGGACCAACCAUUGGAUGUUCGGGGGAGUAAUUGUUUACAGAUUAUUUCUUGUCUAGGUUGGAAAUUUCCAUUAUCACAUUUCAGGAAAGACAAAUGCUGUUUUGACAUCUAUAGCAUGAAACAGUAUUGAUUGGAUUUGGGUAGCACUUUAUGGAUCCGAAAAUGGAGCUGGAUACAUGUGUAUUUGUUAUCCUGUUUUCAACUGAUUGGUUUGUGGUUGAUCCUUGCGUUUGGUCUUCAUUGUCUUGCGUCCGUUAUUUUGUAUGAGGUGGCGUGCUGGGUGGUGUGCUAGAGUGGCGUGCUUGGUGGUGUGCAAGGGUGGCGUGCUGGGUGGUAUGCAAGGGUGGUGUGCAAGGGUGACGUGCUGGGUGGUGUGCAAGGGUGACGUGCUGGGUGGCGUGCAAGGUUGGCGUGCUUGGUGGUGUGCAAGGGUGGCGUGCUGGGUGGUAUGCAAGGGUGGUGUGCAAGGGUGACGUGCUGGGUGGUGUGCAAGGGUGGUGUGCAAGGGUGGUGUGCAAGUGUGACGUGCUGGGUGUUGUGCAAGGGUGACGUGCUGGGUGGUGUGCAAGGGUGGCGUGCUGAGUGGUGUGCAAGGGUGGCGUGCUGGAUUGUGUGAUGACUUGGGUGUCCUGAAGGCUGUGUUCCAGCAGUUCCCAUCUACCUGGUCGUCAUGGUAACCUUCAGGUUAAAGCAUGUGCUGGUCACUCCGAAGACCAGGGCUCAAUUCCCCACUAGGGUACCAUGUAUGAAGCCCAGCACCAUGAGUGUUGCUAAACUCGGUGUAAACCAUACUCAUUCCCAUCUACCCCGUACAACCUUUACUGGGUUAUGCCACGUUGUUGUUGUAACGGUUUAAGCAACUUUUCUGUUCAAUACUCAAUUAAUAUAAAAAUAGAAAUACGUCGGUUUCAACCCUUGUUUACUAGAUUUGGAUCAUGGGAUUGUCUGUUUCACAUAAAACAUUAUUGCUACCAUUAUUUAUAGUUACCAUGUAUUAGUAUAUACAGCACCAUGUAGAUGUAGUUACUUCUGUCAUGGCAGUUAGUGAUCUUUAUAAAGGGUUGCAAUUAGGGCCUGGAAUUGCUUUGAAUGUCACAAUUGAUGAUUGGUUCAUUACAUUCGAUCAAUCAUCGGAAAUAAUUGGAUAGCGUUGUUUUUAACAUCUUCCUUGAUGUGCUUGUUAAUGCACACAAAAAAUGUCACUUUUUGUUUACAAUGCUCAAGUAUAUUUUCAUAAUUCAAGUUCAAACUGAUGCUUGAAGAAGCCAAAGAUUUGCCCUGUUACCUCGGUAACCUGCACACAAGAGUAAGAUUUGUCCCUGGGGUACCUAACCCACCUGCUUUAAUGUUGCUGCUAGAAUAGAUUGCAAUUUGUUAAACAUCUCGUAGUUUUGUUUGUAAGAUCUUACUUAUGACUAGUUUCAACUUUCACUGAUUUAAAAGAGAAAAAAAAAGAUUGGUGGUU